UACCGCUACUAGCUAGUUCGCGUGAAAACGUGGGGCGUUUGUGACGGAAACUGUGCGGAGAAAAGGCUGGUGUGUGGUGUGAAAAUGUCUAAAGUCCAUGUGCUGAGGGCGCUGGUGGAGCAGCGGUUAGCUGCAGCUGCUGAGGAGAUAUUCGAGCUGUUUGAAAGAACCAUAGCAGAGUACCAUGAGGAACUCUGGCGGUCUAAAGCAGGGAGCGGCCCGCAGCGCCCUCUACUGGGCGAUGUCUUCAACCUUGAUGUUUGCUUGAAUGCAGCAGCUCUGCAGCAGGGAUUGGUGUGUACUGAACAGGUUCACCCUGGACAGCAGGACUGUAGGCCCAGUCUGGGCCCAGAGCCCCCAUGGGAUAAGAAGGAACAAGAAGAGGCAGACAUCACCAUCACUUGUGUUCCUGUGAAGAGUGAAACUGAGGAACAGAAACAUCCAUCCUUAGAGACUCAUCAAACUGAGGAUAGCAGAGAGGCAGAACCUCAAGCCAGCAGCUCAAUGGAAUACAUGAAAACAGAAGCUGACAUUAAGGAUUGUGAAGGUCCAGAACCAGACACAAACCCAGAUCCAGAUAGUGAUGAUGAGACUUCACACUCUUCUGAAGCUGAGAUUGAACAGGAAGAUGAUUGGUCUGAGCCCUGGGAACAUCAGUCAGGUUUAGAAUCUGUAAAAAAUAAUGAAGCCCCUGUAUGUGUUAAAAGGCUUAAUCCUCCUGAGAAAACACUCAAAUCCUUCCAGUGUGGUAAAACACCUAGACAUGAGAACAUACGAAAUACCCAAAUGUUGCGUGAUUGUAACCAAAAAUCCUUUAGCUGCACUGAGUGUGAUAAGACCUUUAAAUACAAGAUCAGUCUGACGAGACAUAUCAGGAUUCAUACAGGAGAGAAACCAUUUGUGUGCUCAGAUUGUGGCAAAGCAUUUACUCAGGAGACGACAUUAACGUACCACAUGAGAUGGCAUAGAGGAGAGAAACCAUUCAGCUGUCCAGUAUGUAAGAAACAUUUUAGGCAGAGAGGAGACGUUGGCAUACACAUGAGAACGCACACAGGAGAGAAACCAUUCAGGUGUUCAGUGUGUAACAGGUAUUUUAGGCAGAGAGCAUGUCUUAGGGUGCACAUGAGAACCCACACGGGAGAGAAACCUUACGUUUGUCCAUUUUGUAAUAAAGCUUUUACCCAUAACCAAAGUCUGACACAACACACGCGAGUCCACACAGGAGAAAAGCUGUAUAGCUGCAAUGUCUGUGGUAAGAGAUACAGCACAAAAUCCUAUUUUAAAAACCAUAAAUGUUUUUUACUAACAGCAGGCAAAGCUACGGUUGUUCAACUGAAGUGAUGUUUCCUCAUUGUGUUUGUCCUGUCACUUUAAUGUGUCAGCAUCUGGCCAGUUUAGACACCAUUCAGACUGGGAUUGGCAAUCCAGUUCAGAUCAAAAUCAGGCCGAGUCCAGUUUAAGACAUCAGUUUUGUCUUGUUAUUCGAUGCUGUUCCGAUUUAAGAUUAAUUCUUUUCUAUCUGGAUUUGAGUGAUCCGCUGAGAUCUGAAUGCAAAUGUGGCUUGAAUCCAGCAAGCUCAAGGAUCAUGGCGUUAUACCUCCGGUUCACAGGGUCAGCAUCCAGGUCGUGUGGAAAAGCUGUUUGCAAACUUCCACCAAAUUCUGAAGUUAACUUUGCCCAAACUUUGUAUAACGUCUUGUCUUUGGUAAUAGCUGGUGAUGGCUGUGAAAUAAUCCAGAGACCAGGAAUAAAUAAACUAUCACAAUAAAUGUUUAUGACACAUUGGUAUGUGUGUGUCGGGGGGGGCAGAAUCUGACAAGAUUACUGAAUGUAUACUUGGAAAUUGUGGUUCUUAAUUCAUGGUCUUUUAGCUUUCAUGGAGAAGGUGGACAAUCAUUUGCCGAGACACUUUGGCUUCUCAUUUUGUUGAGUAACCAUUUUUAUACUCUGAAGAAUGACUCCAGAGUCCAUCUUGUCUUAUUCAGAAUUGUGAUGAUUAAUAAGAGAAAUAUUUACAGGAUGCAAUGCAACGGUUUCUCCAUCAGAUUUAUAUCAGAUUAGAAGGGAGGAGGAGGAGGAAAGACAGCAGUAGCUGAACCCCAACAUCAGCUCAAACAUACAGGAAAAGACCAUUUAGAAACUGAAAUCACAAAUU
Thalassophryne amazonica is the source of this 2155-nucleotide messenger RNA. Its product is annotated as zinc finger protein 570-like. The coding region runs from base 85 to 1341 and encodes 418 amino acids. The transcript has 2 exons. Gene Ontology annotation, molecular function: DNA-binding transcription factor activity; RNA polymerase II cis-regulatory region sequence-specific DNA binding. The record is from RefSeq and is a predicted model, not a curated record. NCBI's taxonomy places the organism in Eukaryota, Metazoa, Chordata, Actinopteri, Batrachoidiformes, Batrachoididae. Gene Ontology annotation, biological process: regulation of transcription by RNA polymerase II.